UUAAUACAGUAAAUAGGGCCCUGUACGGUUUAACGUCAGCCUCAGUUUGUUACAUUUAAAAAGGACUACAGACACUUAAACAGUAUGUAAUGGGAUAACUACAGAUUUGUAUUAUAUUUGCAACACUUAAAAGGGAAUGAUAGGAGAAUGUUUGCUUCUUUACAGAAAACUAACACAGGAAAAGUAUGAGCGUUGUGAAAAGGAGCAGAAACUAUCUGAAGUCGAUAGCAAGGCUGUGCAAGCACGAGAGGAAUUAAAGAUUUACAAGCAAAGAAUUCAAGAAGUCAGGGAGGAAUUACAAAAAACAGACCGCUUUUAUAAAAUUCAGAUUGCAUCUCAUGAAAAGAAAGCACAUGAAAACUGGCUUAAUGCACGAGCUGCUGAAAGGACUUUAGUGGAAGAGAAGAGAGAAACUUCAAACCUAAGACAAAAGUGAGUUGCAUCCAAAUUGAAUUUUGGGAAU
This is a messenger RNA of Polyodon spathula (Mississippi paddlefish), 463 nucleotides long. RefSeq names its product transport and Golgi organization protein 1 homolog. Bases 137 to 436 code for a protein of 99 amino acids. The record is from RefSeq and is a predicted model, not a curated record. Lineage: Eukaryota; Metazoa; Chordata; Actinopteri; Acipenseriformes; Polyodontidae. The transcript has 3 exons. Gene Ontology annotation, biological process: endoplasmic reticulum to Golgi vesicle-mediated transport; protein secretion; vesicle cargo loading. Gene Ontology annotation, cellular component: endoplasmic reticulum membrane; endoplasmic reticulum exit site.